AUGGCAACUGAGAGUCCAAUCAGGAUAUCUGAAGCCGGGGGGAAAUGGCCGUCUCUUAAGGAAGCUGUGACAUUUGGUUCACAAUCUCGUCAUAUGGCAACAGAGGAUCUGGGUAUGUUUUUGAGUGGCCAGAGGUUCCACCAUGGCAUUGGAAAAGAUGUGGUACCCAACCGAAGUGGCAGUGCACCUCCAAGCAUGGAAGGCUCAUUUCUUGCCAUAGAAAACUUAUUAUCCCAGAACACCACCAGAAAUGCAAGCCUGGGAUCUCUGAACAGAGCUGUACAAAAAUAUAAUAGUGGUAAAGGAUCCUUUCAUUUGUCCCGAGAAACACUUGCAACACACAAGGAGGAGGCUGAGGCUGAGGAUGAUUCAACUCAACAGCUGUUUGAUAAUGAGGUAGAUAAGGCUAGAGGAAAAUGGCAUAGACAGGAUGUGGCUUCAACAUCAUCUCAGCACAAAAUAUUAUUACUGGAGGAUCCCCCGCAUACCAUGUCACCUGUAUAUAAUAAGUCUUUUGGAUUGGUGGAUGAACUAAUUGAUGUAGAUACUGGUUCAAAUUCUUCUCAUGACCCUCCUGUCACUACAGUGGAAGCAAUAAAACCUACCAUAGGUGCAGAUGAUGUAAGGAUGCCAUCAUUUGUUGAUUCCCCUGCCCCUGUCACAAGCUCAUCAUCUCUCAUUUCCACUGGAAGCAUGGGUAAUGAUUUAGAUGUUACAAUUGUAGAAUCUCAACUAAGGGCCCUCAGUGUAUCUAAUCUACCAAAUUCAGAAAGCCAGAGUUAUGAAGAUAAAUGGAAGAAUAGGGUACAGAAUAAUUUGAUGCAACAAAACCAACAAAACUAUCUAUGUGAAGUUCCUAGCACCAAUUCUCAAAGUGAAAAAUGUGCAUACAUUGGUAUGGAGCAGUCUCUUCACAAUCCAAACUCCUCUGAUGUCCAACCUGUACUGCAAUCAUCUGGGUAUACUCCUCCGCUAUAUGCUUCAGCAGCAGCUUAUAUGACCUCAACAAAUCCAUUUUAUACUAAUUUUCAGGCUUCAGGUAUAUAUUCUCCGCCAUAUGUAGGUGCAUACCCUUUUAGUCCCCAAGCUGUUCCUCCAUAUAUUGCCGCAUAUCCUCCUCAUGGUUCUGUACAGCUUGUUGAUGGGGCUACUGGUUCUAGUUUUACUCCCCAAGCAGCAGGGGUUUCUUCUACUGGUGGAAACAUUUCACAUGGAGCUGAAAUGAUACAUGCAAACAAGUUUUUUGGACAAUUUGGAUUUCCUCUGCAGCCAUCUUUUGGUGAGCCUAUUUACAUGCAAUAUCAUCAGCAACCUUUUGUGGAGGGAUACUGUGUAUCUGGUCAUCUGCUGACACCUAGAGCCAGUGUUGGAAGCCAAAUAGGUCCUUUAGAUUCCCAAACAAGGCCCAAUAGUGGUUCUUACUUGGAUGAAAAAAAAUUAUAUAAUCAGAGAAGUGGUGCUCAUUUGAAUUCUAAUAGAGGUGGGCUAAUGCAUCCUGGUUAUUUUGGACACCCUUCAAAUAUGGGUUUUGUAACCCAGUAUCCAAGUUCCCCAUUGUCUAGACCAGUCUUAUCAGGCUACCCAGAGAGUAAUCCUGGUGUUCCAGGUGGAAAGAAUGAAAUGAAAUCCUCUCCAGCUUCUGGUAGAAAUGUAGGUUUAUCAUCUGGAUGGGAAGGUUAUAGAGCCUUUGACAGUGCUCAUGACCCAAAAAUUGCUAUUUUUCUUGAAGAAUUAAAAUCUGGAAAAAGUCGCAGAUUUGAGCUGUCUGAUAUUAUUGGACACAUAGUUGAAUUUAGGCAAUUUAUUGUGGUUUUUAACUCCAGUACUGAUCAACAUGGGAGCCGUUUUAUACAGCAGAAGUUGGAAAACUGUGGUGUUGAAGAGAAGGAGUUAGUGUUCAAAGAGGUUCUUCCACAUACUUCUAAACUAAUGACUGAUGUAUUUGGCAACUACGUGAUCCAAAAGGUGUGUUUGAAGUAA
Molecule: messenger RNA, 1980 nt
Organism: Sphenostylis stenocarpa
Lineage: Eukaryota; Viridiplantae; Streptophyta; Magnoliopsida; Fabales; Fabaceae
Source: the annotation of a GenBank genome assembly